Molecule: messenger RNA, 2729 nt
Organism: Magnolia sinica
Lineage: Eukaryota; Viridiplantae; Streptophyta; Magnoliopsida; Magnoliales; Magnoliaceae
Exons: 13
Coding region: 146-2509 (787 amino acids)
Biological process (GO): protein phosphorylation
Cellular component (GO): chloroplast
Molecular function (GO): ATP binding; protein kinase activity
Source: RefSeq, a predicted model, not a curated record
AAAAUAGCCGGAAGCCAAGGAGGAGAGGAGAAACGAAAAUCGUUGCCGACUUCCUACUCUCUCUCUCGACUCACUGCAUUUCAGCCAAUUUAUCGCGAUAAAUUAAAGAGAAAAUCUCGAAUCGAGGAGAUCGAGAAUUGCCGCCAUGGACGCUGCAACUCAUCACCUUUGCUGCGGGAUCAAUCCCCUCCGGCGCACGUUAUCACUGGACGAGGGUUUCGGUUCUUCCAAGCGGAGAACGGGCUCGUUCCCUCUCACAAGAGACAGAGUACGGAGACGGAGGAGCGUGGUAGUUUCGGUCACGACCGAACCCAAGCCCGGAUCCGGGCCUCCCAGAAGCCUGCCUCUGAAGCCCGUCAACGGGACCUCUACGAGGUUUGGGAAUGUGUCGGAGGAGAUUAAGAAAGUUAGAGCGCAGAUGGAAGAAGAUGAACAGCUGUCGAUACUCAUGAGAGGUCUUCGAGGGCAGAAUCUGUCGGAUUCUCAGUUCGCCGACAACAAUAUUCAGCUUCGCCUAGUUGAGGUAGCUGAAAGCGGUGAGAGUUUGCCUUUGGUGUAUGAUCCUGCUAUCAUCUCAUCAUAUUGGGGGAAGCGUCCUCAAGCUGUUGCAACACGCAUUAUACAACUACUCUCUGUUGCUGGUGGCUUUCUUUCACAGUUAGCCUGGGAUGUGAUAAACAAGAAAGUAAAAGAGAAUGAAGUUGCACGAGCCAUUGAAUUGCGGGAGAUUGUAACCUCUUUGGGUCCCGCAUAUAUAAAGCUUGGGCAAGCACUAAGCAUUCGACCAGAUAUAUUGUCUCCUGCAGCAAUGACAGAGCUACAAAAACUUUGCGAUAAGGUUCCUUCAUUCCCAGAUGAUGUAGCAAUGGCCCUUAUUGAAGAGGAGCUUGGUCAGCCUUGGCAAAAUAUCUAUUCUGAACUUACCUCCUCUCCCAUUGCUGCUGCAUCUUUGGGACAAGUAUACAAGGGGCGCCUAAAAGAAAACGGGGAUCUGGUGGCAGUUAAAGUACAACGCCCUUUUGUGCUUGAGACUGUAACAGUUGAUUUGUUUAUCAUUCGGAACCUGGGAUUGGUGCUCCGGAGGUUCCCUCAGAUCUCCGUUGACGUUGUUGGAUUGGUAGAUGAAUGGGCUGCUCGCUUUUUUGAGGAGCUUGAUUAUAUUAAUGAGGGUGAAAAUGGAACACGCUUUGCUGAAAUGAUGAGAAAGGACCUCCCUCAGGUUGUCGUACCAAUGACAUACCAAAAAUACACAUCAAGAAAGGUUCUUACCACACAAUGGGUAGAUGGAGAGAAGUUAUCCCAAAGUACUGAAAGUGAUGUUGGAGAACUGGUCAAUGUUGGAGUCAUAUGCUACCUAAAGCAGUUACUUGAUACUGGCUUUUUUCAUGCUGAUCCACACCCAGGGAAUAUGAUUCGCACCCCAGAUGGGAAGUUGGCUAUACUUGACUUUGGCCUGGUGACAAGAUUAACAGAUGAUCAAAAGUAUGGAAUGAUUGAAGCCAUAGCCCAUCUUAUUCAUCGGGAUUACGAUGCUAUAGUAAAGGACUUUGUCAAGCUUGAUUUCAUUCCAGAGGGGGUGAAUUUGGACCCGAUCUUGCCGGUUCUAGCCAAAGUUUUUGAUCAGGCACUCGAAGGAGGGGGAGCCAAAAACAUUAACUUUCAGGAGUUGGCAUCAGAUUUGGCUCAAAUAACAUUUGAUUAUCCAUUUAGAAUACCCCCUUAUUUUGCUCUCAUAAUUAGAGCAAUUGGUGUACUGGAAGGCAUAGCUUUAGUUGGAAACCCUGAUUUUGCCAUCGUAGAUGAAGCAUAUCCAUAUAUCGCACAGAGACUCCUGACAGAUGAAUCCCCAAGGUUGAGAGACGCUUUGCGGUAUACAAUAUAUGGAAAAUCUGGUGUCUUUGAUGCUGAAAAAUUCAUUGAUGUCAUGCAAGCAUUUGAGAAUUUCAUAACUGCAGCUAAAAGUGGAGGUGGGGAAGACCUCAAUGGAGAAAUGGCUGAACUUGGCAUUUUACAGGGUCAAACUCAGUAUUUUUUUCCAGGAUUUCCAUCAAGUGCAUCUCAGCCAGAGCAGCCCGUUGAAACAAGGGCAGCCUUAGCUUUUUUAUUAUCUGACAAGGGAAACUUUUUCAGGGAAUUCAUUCUAGAUGAGAUUGUAAAAGCUAUUGAUGCAGUGUCAAGAGAACAGUUGGUUCAGAUAACUGCAGCCUUAGGAAUUGGAAACUCAGCCCCAGUUUUUAGCAUGGUUCCUGUCUUUGGAGCUCUAAAGCCUGCAGGUUUCCUGCCUUAUGUCACAGAGGAGGACAGGGUUAUAUUGAACAAUGUUCGGAAAGUUGUUGAAUUCCUCACUGCUGGAAGUUCAAAAUCAAGAACUCAGGAUGGAGAUUUGGCCCAGGUCAUCCAAGAGCUUCUUCCGGUAUUACCAGGCAUCACAGCACGGGUGCUUCCUGAGGUGCUUGGUCGGUUAUCUUCACGGGUGAUGGCACGUUUGAUCCGUGACGCACUUUUGUAAUAUGAGCAAGUUUUGUUGAGCGAACCAAAAAUUGCCUGCAAUCAUUCAACUUGAUCAGAGAUGCCAAGCCCUUCCAUUGUAUAUAAAAUAUAGCUUCCAUGGAUCAAAGGAGCAAGCAUGUAAAUUGCCCAAGGAAUUUGGGGGGAAUGCCUAUCCACCUCAUAUAACCCCGCCGUACAUUUGAGCAUGUUGAAUAGAAUAUAGAUCCUGAUUCAGGGAA